UACAUUUGUGGAUAUCUUCAACAAAUAAUCACCACCACCACUCCACAUCUGUGCCUUUUUUCUGCUGGUGCUGUUCGCGUGCCCGUCCCUUGCCUCUCCCACCACCACCAAACCCACCCCCAGCCAACCUCCAGCCAUGCCUAAGGAGAUCAAGGAGAUCAAGGAGUUCCUCAUGACCGCGCGCCGCAAGGACGCGAAGACCGUCAAGAUCAUGAAGACCAAGGGCUACGUCAAGUUCAAGGUCCGCUGCAGCCGGUACUUGUACACCCUCAAAGUCACAGACCAAGACAAGGCAGACAAGCUGAGGCAAUCGCUUCCUCCUGGCCUCAUCCAGACGGACCUCUAAGUGCAAGGCCCUUGUUGUUGGUGGAUGUUGCGCGUUGUCUUGUCUCCUUCCCCUCCUCACCCUUGUCUUGUUGUUCCUCUGUGUGCGUCGCGUGGUGCACUGGUGCGGCUGAGAGCAGUACACCGUUGUGCCCGCCACCACCAUUCUUGAACGGAGAGGCAGAAGGAGUAAAGGGGGUCAGAGAGGAUGACACCAACGAAGAGACACUCCACACCAAAG
Salpingoeca rosetta is the source of this 565-nucleotide messenger RNA. RefSeq names its product ribosomal protein L38. Bases 137 to 346 code for a protein of 69 amino acids. The record is from RefSeq and is a predicted model, not a curated record. Lineage: Eukaryota; Choanoflagellata; Craspedida; Salpingoecidae. Gene Ontology annotation, cellular component: ribosome; cytosolic large ribosomal subunit. Gene Ontology annotation, molecular function: structural constituent of ribosome. The transcript has 4 exons. Gene Ontology annotation, biological process: translation; protein-RNA complex assembly.